AUGGACCAACCAAUCGGGAUUAGACCUAACACGGACCAACCAAUCGGGACUCCACCUAACACGGACAAACCAAUCGGGACUCCACCUAACACGGACAAACCAAUCGGGACUCGACCUAACACGGACAAACCAAUCGGGACUCCACCUAACACGGACCAACCAAUCGGCACUCCAUCUUACACGGACCAACCAAGCGGGACUCCACCUUACACGGACCAACCAAUCGGCACUCCAUCUUCCGCGGACCAAACAAUCGGGACUCGACCUAACACGGACAAACCAAUCGGGACUCGACCAAACAUGGACCAAACAAUCGGGACUCCACCUUACACGGAACAACCAAUCGGGACUCGACCCAACACGGACCAACCGAUCGGGACCCGACCUAACAUGGACCAACCAAUCUGGACUCGACCUAACAAAGACCAACCAAUCGGGACUCGAUCUAACACAGCCCAAUCAAUCAGGACUCGAACUAACACGAACCAACCAAUCGGGACUCGACCAAACACGGACCAACCAAUCGGGACUCGACCUAACACGGACCAACCAAUCGGGACUCGACCUAACACGGACCAGCCAAACGGGACUCGAACUAACACGGACUAA
Molecule: messenger RNA, 609 nt
Organism: Mizuhopecten yessoensis (Yesso scallop)
Lineage: Eukaryota; Metazoa; Mollusca; Bivalvia; Pectinida; Pectinidae
Product: translation initiation factor IF-2-like
Exons: 1
Coding region: 1-609 (202 amino acids)
Source: RefSeq, a predicted model, not a curated record